Carica papaya (papaya) is the source of this 3266-nucleotide messenger RNA. RefSeq names its product Leucine-rich receptor-like protein kinase family protein. The record is from RefSeq and is a predicted model, not a curated record. Gene Ontology annotation, biological process: protein phosphorylation. Gene Ontology annotation, molecular function: ATP binding; protein kinase activity; protein binding. NCBI's taxonomy places the organism in Eukaryota, Viridiplantae, Streptophyta, Magnoliopsida, Brassicales, Caricaceae.
AACAUUAAAUUAAAAUUAAAAAUUAAUUAAUUCUUAAUCAUAUCUUAAGCACAAACAACAAAAUCCUAUAUCACCUUCCCUGACGCCCUUUUCCUCCUUUGUUCCUCGUAUUACAAAAUGACAUUCAAUUAGGAGGAAACAAACUCAAGAUCAGAAGUACAGAAAAUGCAUACCCAUUUUCUUUUCUUCUUCUUGUUGAUCUUUUUCUACUGUUAUAUUGGUUUUUCUCUUGUUUUUGUUAAUGGAGACGAAACAAUACCAGUUCAUGAUGAAAUUUCAAUCUUACUAGAAUUAAGAUCUAGCCUUGCAGAUCCCAUGAAUAAUCUUAGAGAUUGGAGAAUGCCCAGAAAUGGAGUUCACGAUCAGAAGUUUGUUCAUUGUAACUGGACUGGUGUUGUAUGCAACUCUAGAGGUUUUGUGAAGAAGCUUGACCUCUCUAACAUGAAUCUCAAUGGCAGCAUAUCCGAUCAUAUUCAGGGGUUGCAGAGUCUUUCUUCUCUCAAUUUAUGCUGCAAUGAUUUUUCCUCUCCAUUGCCGAAAUUGCUGUCCAAUCUCACCUCGUUGCAGAGCAUUGAUUUGAGUCUGAACAACUUUGUUGGCAGCUUUCCAAUUGGUCUUGGGCAGGCAUCAGGACUGAUUUAUGUUAAUGCAUCAAGCAAUAACUUCUCAGGGUUUCUUCCUGAGGAUCUUGGCAAUGCAACAAUGCUGGAAAUCAUGGAUUUCCGAGGUAGUUUCUUUGAAGGGUCUAUUUCCAGCUCUUUCAAGAAUCUGCAGAAACUGAAGUUUCUUGGACUUUCAGGUAACAAUCUGACUGGGAAGUUACCAUCUGAGCUUGGGCAGCUUUCUUCUUUGGAAACAAUUAUACUUGGAUACAAUCAGUUCGAAGGUGAAAUCCCAGCAGAGUUUGGCAACCUCAGUAAUCUUCAGUAUCUGGAUUUAGCAGUUGGGAAUCUCACUGGUCAGAUUCCUUCUGAAUUGGGUAUGCUAAACAAGCUUACCACAGUUUAUUUGUACAAGAACAGUUUGACAGGAAAGAUUCCAGCAGACUUGUAAUGCUACAUCGCUGGUUUUCUUGAUCUGUCUGACAAUAAGAUUUCAGGGGAGAUCCCUGUAGAACUGGCAGAAUUGAAGAGCCUGCAGCUUCUGAAUUUGAUGUGCAAUGAACUGACUGGUCCAGUUCCCAGCAGACUUGGUGAGUUGACUAAUCUGGAGGUACUUGAGCUGUGGAAGAAUUCUUUGACAGGUCCAUUGCCAGUGAACCUGGGAAAGAACUCCCCUUUGCAAUGGUUAGAUGUAUCAUCAAACGCAUUGUCAGGUGAGAUUCCUCCUGGUUUGUGUGAUUCUGGGAAUCUUACAAAGCUCAUUCUCUUCAAUAAUACGUUCUCCGGUUCCAUCCCUAAAGGCCUCUCGUCUUGUAAGUCACUAAUCCGUGUUCGAAUUCAAAAUAAUAUUCUCUCCAGGGAAAUCCCAAUUGGUUUUGGCAAUCUCCCAAAACUCCAAAGGCUGGAAUUAGCAAACAAUAAUAUCACCGGUCAGAUUCCAGAUGAUAUAGGUUUGUCUAUAUCGCUUUCUUUCAUAGAUGUCUCGUCGAACCACCUGGAAUCAUCUCUGCCUUCUACAAUUUUCUCCAUCCCUAAUCUUCAAACCUUCAUUGCUUCCUACAACAACUUAGUAGGAAAAAUCCCAACCCAUUUUCAAGACAAUCCAUCACUUUCUAUGCUUGAUCUUUCGAGCAACAAAUUCUCUGGAGAAAUUCCGGACAGCAUUGUUUCGUGUGAGAAGUUAGUGAAUCUAAACCUUAGAAACAAUCAACUGGUAGGAGAAAUUCCAAAAGGAGUUGUAACGAUGCCAACAUUGGCUAUUCUUGAUCUGUCCAACAACUCGUUGACUGGCCAGAUACCCGAGAAUUUAGGAACUUCACCGGCCUUGGAAAUGCUCAACUUGUCAUUCAACAAGCUUGAGGGUCUAGUUCCCUCAAAUGGCUUGUUGGUCACCAUAAAUCCUAACAAUCUGAUAGGAAAUUCCGGUCUUUGCGGUGGCAUACUCCCACCAUGUUCUCAAAGAAUUGCAGCAGUAUCAGCCCAGCCGAAGAAAAUGCAUAUUAAUCAUGUCAUAACAGGGUUUAUCAUCGGAAUCCUGGUGAUACUAUCUCUUGGCAUUGCAUUUCUGGCUGGAAAAUUGCUGUACAGAAGAUGGUACCUGUAUAAUAGUUUCUUUCAAGAUUGGUUUAAGCAGAGCAGUAAAGAAUGGCCUUGGAGGCUAAUAGCAUUCCAGAGGGUUAGUUUCACAAGCAGUGAAAUACUAGCCUGCAUAAAAGAAUCAAACAUCAUUGGCAUGGGAGGAACUGGCAUUGUUUACAAGGCUGAAAUCAGUAGAUCUCAUGUUGUUGUAGCAGUUAAGAAGCUAUGGAGAUCAUCGCAAACUGACAUUGAAAAUGGGGAUGAUCUGCUCGGAGAGGUUAAUCUUCUGGGAAGACUCCGGCACAGAAACAUUGUCCGGCUGCUAGGAUAUUUGCACAAUGAGACAGACGUGAUGAUGGUAUACGAAUACAUGCCAAAUGGAAACCUGGGGACAGCACUGCACGGAAAACAAUCCGGAAAAUUGCUGGUAGACUGGGUGUCCAGAUACAACAUUGCAGUUGGUGUUGCACAAGGCCUGAAUUACCUUCAUAACGACUGUAAUCCUCCGGUUAUUCACCGCGAUAUAAAGUCUAACAACAUACUGCUUGAUGCAAAUCUUGAAGCAAGGAUUGCAGACUUUGGGUUGGCAAGAAUGAUGUUACACAAGAAUGAGACAGUUUCAAUGGUAGCUGGAUCUUAUGGAUAUAUUGCACCUGAGUACGGAUACACAUUGAAGGUCGAUGAAAAGAGUGAUAUCUACAGUUUCGGCGUUGUACUUCUAGAGCUCCUGACAGGAAAGAUGCCAGUAGAUCCUUCAUUUGGAGAAUCAAUAGAUAUUGUUGAAUGGAUUCGAAGAAGGGUUAGGAGCAACAGAGGCUUAGACGCAGCAUUAGAUCCAAGCAUUGCAGGCCAAUGCAAACAUGUCCAGGAAGAGAUGCUUCUUGUUCUUCGCAUCGCACUCCUCUGCACCGCAAAACUUCCAAAGGACAGGCCUUCGAUGAGGGACAUUAUCACAAUGCUUGGAGAAGCAAAACCUAGAAAGAAAAGCAUUUGCCAAAAUGCAGACAGAAUGUCAGCAAAGAGAGGCAGAUCUUUGGAGAUUCGCCAGUAAUAGGGCUUCUCUAGGACCUGCUUCUUCAGCAGCCG